Molecule: messenger RNA, 1231 nt
Organism: Aegilops tauschii subsp. strangulata
Lineage: Eukaryota; Viridiplantae; Streptophyta; Magnoliopsida; Poales; Poaceae
Source: RefSeq, a predicted model, not a curated record
UCCCUCUCUCCCACCCACAACCAUCCAGCAAAGCAACCGAGAGAGCGGAAGACGCGGAGCUACCGCGUGAGAAGAGCGAGCGAGCGAGCAGCCAAGCCAGCUCAACGACCGCCGCGGCGACGAUGUGGAGCACCGACUCCGACCUCGACGAGUCCGCGUCGACGACGACGGCGGCCGCCUCCUCCUUGUCCUCCUCAUCAUGCUCCCUGCAGCCGCAGACGCCGCCUCCGCCUCGCUGCCGACGCAGCCGUAACCGCCGCCGCGCCCAGCGCCGGGUCAAGAACUGCCCGGAGGCGGAGGUAGAGGAGUCUGAGGCGGAGGCGGAGGAGGUGUGGUGCGGCGCGCAGUGGGAGGCGGCGUGGCCGCGCAGGGCGCGGCCGGUGGUGCUCGCCGGGGAGGACGCGGCCCCGGACCGCGCCGGAGCGGGCGCCGGGGAUUCCGGCGUGGGCCGUGCCAGGAGCCUGACGGACGACGACCUGGAGGAGCUCAAGGGGUGCGUGGAUCUGGGGUUCGGGUUCAGCUACAACGAGAUCCCCGAGCUGUGCGGCACGCUGCCCGCGCUCGAGCUCUGCUACUCCAUGAGCCAGCGGUUCUUGGACGAGCACCAGGCGCCGUCCAAGGUCGAAGAUUUGGCUCCGGAGCCGCCGGCGGUCGUGCCUCCUUCGCCGGUCCAGCCCAUCCCCAACUGGAAGAUUUCCUGCCCUGGGGACAGCCCAGACGAGGUGAAGGCGAGGCUCAAGUACUGGGCGCAGGCGGUGGCGUGCACCGUCAAGCUGUGCAGCUGAUCAACCGCACCGUCAAUCAACCAAUCCUGCGGACGCAGGAAGACGAAGCCAACUCAUACUCGCAAGGCGGCAACCCAAUUCAUCAGGCGACCUAUGUGCACGAGCGCACGCCAUCUGCCCGAAUCGCAUGGAAAUCACAUUACAUUGGAUCAAUUCAUCGCCAUCAACACGACAAGCAGAACGAAGGGUGCACGCAUCAUAUUGUAGACUUGGGAUCGCGCCUCGACGACGAUAGGAAGCGAUGAAGCGAGCGAGGAGGAUGUCACUGGGCAUUUCUAAUGCUGCACUCACACGUUAUGAUUUAUGAAUCGCUGAAUUUCCGUUCAGAAGAAGCGGUACUAUGAAUUCUUGAUCGGCAGCUGUAGCUAAUUCAUUCAUGUAAACAGACAACGUAUAAUGUAUUCUCAACCAAUUCAUUUUGGAAAUAAUAAUUGAUCUCGUGCUGA